Molecule: messenger RNA, 524 nt
Organism: Verticillium dahliae VdLs.17
Lineage: Eukaryota; Fungi; Ascomycota; Sordariomycetes; Glomerellales; Plectosphaerellaceae
Exons: 4
Coding region: 245-484 (79 amino acids)
Source: RefSeq, a predicted model, not a curated record
AGUACAAAAAGCCGACCAUGAGCCGGGCCACCGCCUUCAUAAUAGGUUUUUCUUGGUCGGGACACUUUACAUUGACACUUGAUCCGUUCGAUUUUCACUUUUUCCACGUUGUGCUCGAGAUCCGAGACGAACCUACGUCUGUGCGCAUCCGAGUUGUGACGCAUUCUUGACAUCUUUCUCUCUCAUAUUCACGAUCCGUCUAACCCCUGAUCCGCCCUCGUCACCGACGUCAUCACCAGCCACAAUGCCGACUCCCCUCGACAACGCCAUGAAAUCCAAGGUGAGGAACCAAUGCGCUUCUAGCGUUCGGCGGCCUCGUCACAGCAGUGGCCGUCUGGAGCAUCUACGGCGGCGACAUGUUCCCCGCGGCCGCCGACCCGACGGGCAACCCCGAGGAGUGGACGCGGGAGGAGAUGCGCCGGUGGCUCGCAGCGCGCAACCUGUUCCCCGGAGACGCGGCGACGCGCGAGGAGCUCCUCGCUAGGGUACUGGCCAACAUGCGGAUUCCGAGGGCGUCGGCGUGA